AUGACGAACGGCUCCUUCACGAUGCGCCUUCCCACACCUGCCCCCUCCAUCGUCUCCACCACGGACCCAAACCCGGAGGACGACAGCCUGGUCAGCAACGACUUCUCCACCACGCUGGGCGCCCUCAUCCUGUGCCUCGUCAUCCUCCUGGGCGUCCCGGGGAACCUCUUCAUCGUCUGGAGCAUCAUGGCCCGAAUCCGCCGCCAUUCCGUCACCACGUUCCUCAUCCUCAACCUGGCCUGUGCCGACGGCUUCCUCAUGGCGCUCACCAUCUUCUUCGUCAUCUACCUGGCCAAGCAGUCGUGGAUCUUCGGCACCGCCAUGUGCAAAGGCCUGUUCUACCUCUGCAACACCAACAUGUACGCCUCCAUCUUCCUGAUCACACUCAUGAGCGUGCACAGGCUGGUGGCGGUGGUCUUUCCCACCCGGGUCUCCCUCAUCGCCAGUCCAAGGAUCGCCAAACGAGUGGUGGUGGGGAUGUGGGUGCUGGUCUUCAUCAUCUCCAUCCCGUCGCUGGUGUUCAGGAACAUCCGGGUCGACGAAGACGAGAUGGGAAAGCCCAGGAUGGUGUGUGAGCCCAAUCACACGCUGCCCAGACACGUCAGGUUCCAGUACGCCUUCGAGACCGUGUCGGGCUUCAUCCUCCCGUACGCCAUCAUCAUCACCUCCUACGUCCUGAUCCUGAGGCGGCUGCGGCAGACGCAGUUCAGGAGGAAAGUCCGCAGUGAAAAACUCAUCCUGGCCAUUGUGGUGACCUUCGGCCUCUUCUGGUUCCCCUACCACAUCAUCAACAUGAUCCAGGUGGCUGCACAGUGGUACCCUGAGGAUUCACCCACAAGAGAAUUCUUGGACCACAUCUGGCAGUCGAGCCGCGCGGUGACCUCGGCGUUAGCGUUCAUUAGCAGCUGCGCUAACCCGGUUCUCUACACGUUCGCCGGGAAAUCCUACAUCCGGCAGAACGGCUUCGCUUUCAUGGCCCGACUCUUCGAAGGGACGUCGCUGGAGCAGGUCACAAAAAAGGGACGGAAUACAAACUCUGAGUCGAACGUGGGGUUAAAUAACGUGGUCUCCAUCGACAACGGAGGCAGCGGUAUCAACGGGAACGUCGGAUAA
Knipowitschia caucasica is the source of this 1113-nucleotide messenger RNA. NCBI's taxonomy places the organism in Eukaryota, Metazoa, Chordata, Actinopteri, Gobiiformes, Gobiidae. The record is from the annotation of a GenBank genome assembly.